Molecule: messenger RNA, 1400 nt
Organism: Syngnathus typhle (broad-nosed pipefish)
Lineage: Eukaryota; Metazoa; Chordata; Actinopteri; Syngnathiformes; Syngnathidae
Gene: rexo2
Product: small fragment nuclease
Exons: 8
Coding region: 325-966 (213 amino acids)
Cellular component (GO): mitochondrion
Molecular function (GO): nucleic acid binding; 3'-5'-RNA exonuclease activity
Source: RefSeq, a predicted model, not a curated record
UCCGUCGCUUCAGGUCAAGACGCUCGUCUCGAUCACGUGACAUGUCACCUCAGUCGGACCAGACAGAGGAACAGAAAAGUCUGGGAAGCUUCUUCGGAAAGGGAAAAAAAGCCCAACGAGGAGACGGAAGAAGAGGCUACGACCUCUUAGAAAAGCUGCAUUUAAAAGAACAUUUCUGGAGUCCUACUUAUCUUAACUUUGCAUAAUAUGUGGUAACAGGCUAGCUAACGAGGCUAACGAGUCUUCAAAACUGGAGACCAAGCAUCCUGCAUUAAAAGACAAACCUUAACCACUUUGGGUGUCAUUGUCUCCGAUUACGCCUAGAUGGGAUCGUUUCUGAGAAGCAAGCUCAGUUCUCAUGGAUUUCCACUUCGUUGGCUGUUGAAGAACAUGAACGCCACUUUGUCUCAAAGGAUAGUGUGGGUGGAUCUUGAGAUGACAGGCUUGGACAUAGAAAAUGACACGAUAUUGGAAAUGGCUUGCCUUAUCACAGACUCCAAUUUGAACGUUUUGGCUGAAAUGUCUUGUCAGGGACCUAAUUUGAUAAUAAACCAGUCCAAUGAACAACUGGAAUCCAUGUCAGAGUGGUGCAAGGAGCAUCAUGGCAAGUCUGGACUGACAGAGGCAGUACGACGCAGUCAAACCACCCUGGGACAAGCAGAGGAGGAAUUUCUGUCAUUUGUUAGACAACACACGCCAGCUGGACAAUGUCCUCUAGCCGGAAAUUCUGUGCAUGGAGAUAAAAGGUUCCUAGAUAAAUAUAUGCCUCAGUUCAUGAAUCACCUCCACUACAGAAUAAUUGACGUCAGCACCAUUAAGGAGCUUUGCAGGAGGUGGUUUCCAGUGGAAUAUAAGAUGGCGCCACCUAAGAAAGUAACCCACAGAGCCUUGGAAGACAUCAGGGAGAGCAUAAUAGAGCUGCAGUACUACAGAGCCAGUAUCUUCAAAGCCGCCAUUGAGAAAUAGCUCAAGAUUGUUUAAAUCUGUAGCAGUAUUAGUCAAUGAAUCUUUUCAAAUGGCGUGUAACUAAACUGAGAACUUCCAUCUGGUGUGACAACCAUGUUGAAAUACAAAGUAGUACUAAUUUGAGCAAAAACUAAUUAGUUUUCUCAAAUUAUUAGUCUCAAUAACCUGUCUGCUGAACCACUCACUCACUCGGUCGUAAACGGGAAAUUACGUCACUGACUCGUAAAGUCCCUCCUCCAGCUAACGCUCGCUGCUGAUUGGUCGUUCGUGAAGCUUUACGAGUGAGUGACAGACAGCAUUGCCGCUAUUCCAGCCGACACGUUUUAUUUUGUAUUUGUUGGUUUGUAGUUGAUGGUGUUUUUUUUUUUUCUUUUUUUACCGAAUGUGUUUUUGAUUGAAUUUAAGGUUGAAUUAAAAAAAACAUUAUACCGAUA